Parastagonospora nodorum SN15 is the source of this 405-nucleotide messenger RNA. RefSeq lists its product as hypothetical. Lineage: Eukaryota; Fungi; Ascomycota; Dothideomycetes; Pleosporales; Phaeosphaeriaceae. The transcript is spliced from 2 exons. The record is from RefSeq and is a predicted model, not a curated record. The coding region runs from base 1 to 405 and encodes 134 amino acids.
AUGACUGAAGCCACAAAACCAACUGGGUCUUGGUCCGAUGCCUUCCCCGCGCCUCGUACCACCGCACCCAUCAUAACACGCGAGGACGCCGUGUCAGCCCUGUCAUCUCCCGAUCUGCUAGUCGUGGAUGUGCGACGCACCGACUACGAGGGUGGUACCAUCAAGGGGAGUAUCAAUUUGCCUGCGCACUCAUUCUACAUGAAUCGUGCGGUGCUGUUCGAUCUAUGCAAGAGAGCGGGCGUGAAGAAAGUUGCCUUCUACUGUGAUUACAUCGUAGACCAGGGGGACACCGACAUAGAGUCUCUGACCCUCGGGGGUGGCAUAAAAGACUGGGUCAAAGCCGGUGAACCGUACAUACAGCAUAUGGAAGGCUUUGAUGCAGAGUAUUGGAAGCAGUUUGAGUAA